Messenger RNA from Didymodactylos carnosus, 1323 nucleotides. The record is from the annotation of a GenBank genome assembly. NCBI's taxonomy places the organism in Eukaryota, Metazoa, Rotifera, Eurotatoria, Philodinida, Philodinidae.
AUGAAAAAUCCCGAACCGCCUGAAAAAAAAGGUUUUCGUCAUCCCGUUCAAAAUACUGUUGUACGCACAAACCGUAUUUUGAAUACAUUAUUAGGAAUUGUUGCCAAAUGUGAUCAACGUGAUAAAUUUCAAGUAACACCCACAUCUGUACCCUAUUUAGCUGCAUUAAUCAGUGUCUCAGAAGAAGUUCGUACACGAUGUCAUUUAAAACAUCGGAGCUUAUUACCUCCAUCUCAAAGUACGACGUCAAUUGCCGAUUUUGUCAAUGUUCAAGCAGCGUUCACUGGCGGACAUCAACAGGGUCAAUCGGUGAUAGCAACGACAACGAGUGGUCCACGUCGUCAAAAAAGUUGGGAAAUGAAUAUUGAUCAACGUGGAAUUGGUCAACAACAACGAGCAAAAAAUACCCGUUUAUUGUUCAUACAGAAUCCGUAUGUGAGACAUUGGAAUAGUUUUGAUCUUGAACAUGCUGUUCCUCGUAUAUUAUUAAAACCAACUGUUCAAAUGUUGCCCAUAUUACAACAACCAAAACGUUUGGUUCAAGGAAAUAUUCCAACAAUCUCAGUGAUUCCAAGUGGACAACAAACUCUGGAUCCAACACCUCAAGGCCGCGAGCGAUCAGAAAGAAAUUCCAUCAAUGAGAAUAAUGUUCUGUUAGAUCCUGAAGUGCUCACCGAUACAUCUACGCAAGCACUCCUCUUAACCAUGUUGGCUACUCUAGUUCGUAAUACAUCUGAUGAAAAUGAAAUGCGUAUAUUGUAUGAAUAUUUGUCGGAAGCAUCUGUUGUAUUUCCUCGUGUAUUUCCUGUUAUCAAUAAUUUACUUGAUUCCAAAAUUAAUUCAGUUCUUUCACUCUCACAUGAUGAAUCAAUUUUAAAUUCUGUGCAGUCGAUUAUACAAAAUCAAAUUGCAACAUGUGGAGACGAUUCAUCAACUCAACAACAACAACUCUCUUAUUUACAAUCAUGUGGUUUUGGUGGAUUAUGGCGUUUUGCUGGUCCGUUCACAGUAUCAAGACAAAAUCCAGACAAUGUUGAAUUAUUUGUCAAUUGUCUUGAAGCCAUGGUUGAAACAUGUUUACCUGCUGAUGAGUUAGAAUUAACUUCUCAACUCAAUUCACAUUCAUCACAAACAUUUCCUAUUACCGGUGGUCUACAUUCAACAAUUAAUGUUAACUUGUCGAGUUCAUUAUCAAGUGUUAGCAUGGAUUCUGUUCGUUCUCCUACUGACAAGGAUCAAUUUUUUGAUUUGAACGAUUUAAAUCGUCCACAACAAUUUGGCCGCGCUCGACCUACAAUUACACAAAAGCCAAAUCUUGUUUAG